AUGGAAUACACAGAAAUUCUUGUGGCACCUAUCCGGCCCUAUGUGCAGAUCAUCACCGAGAACCUGCCCAACCCCGUGAGCCACCUGGCCAUGGAUCUGCUGGGCCAACAGUGCUACGACCAACUGCUGCUGGAGGUGGACUUCACCAAGCCCGAGUGUGUCAAGCUGGCCAUCUCCAAGGGUCUGGGAAUCGGCAUUGUGGCCAUGAGCUCCAUUGUGAAGCUGCCGCAGAUCUUUUCGCUGUUGGCCUCUCAGUCUGCUGACGGUCUGUCUUUCGCCUCCUUCUAUCUGGAGAUUGUUGCCCAGCUCAUUUCGCUGGCCUACAACUUCCGUAACGGCUUCCCCUUCUCGACUUUUGGCGAGACCGCGCUCAUUGUUAUCCAGAACAUUGUCAUUGCGGCGCUGAUCCUGACCUACAGAAACAAAAAGGCCCAGGCUGCCCUACUGUUUGUCAACAUUGCCUUCUUCGUCAACGCGCUCUUCAACCCCACCGCCAGCCUGGUCAACAACGACAUGCUCAACAUGCUGCAGACUGCCACCAUCCCCAUCGGCCUGGCCUCCAAGCUGCCCCAGAUCUACACCAACUUUGCCAACAAGAGCACCGGCAAGCUCUCCACCUUUUCGGUCGUCAACUACCUGGCUGGCUCGCUGGCCCGAGUCUUCACCACCAUGCAGGAGGUCAACGAUCCCAAGAUUCUCGCCUCCUUUGCCGCUGGAGCCGUGCUCAAUUUGAUCCUCAUGCUCCAGGUCAUCUUCUACUGGAACAACAAGCCCCGCCGGGUGUCCCAGCUUAAGAAGCGAGCCUAG
Yarrowia lipolytica CLIB122 is the source of this 807-nucleotide messenger RNA. RefSeq lists its product as uncharacterized. NCBI's taxonomy places the organism in Eukaryota, Fungi, Ascomycota, Dipodascomycetes, Dipodascales. The record is from RefSeq and is a predicted model, not a curated record.